AAAAUACCGCCACAAACGACGACAUGGACGAGGAAGAGCUACAUGGAUAUCCUCUCGAAGCCCACAACGCAGAACUAGUCAUAAAUGCGGAUAUCUUGGACGAGUUCUGGGAGCCGCAGAAGUUCGAGAAUGAUAAGAUGUCGCUGCAGACCCGUGUGUGGGACGCAUUCUCCCACCGAGCCGAAUUUGUGAGAUACGAGCCUAAACAGGGACGGGCUGUUCACCACUUCAACUGGAACGGCGACCCUGUCUACGAGCCCAGCGGCACAGAGCCAUGUAUCUCUCUGUUUUACCUUCUCUCGGCACCCAAGGUACUCCAUCCAAGGGACGAUCUGCGAAUUCAAGCCACCAUGUCACGAGCGACACAUUUUGUUGACCCGGUCCUUGUAUUCCUGGAGAGUGGCGUCGAUGAUCUUACACAAACAGGCUCGGAUCUGGUAAACUUUGCAGCUGGCCGCACCUUCAAGACAUACAGCCCUCAUGGAAAAUGGACAGAAGACGAGAAGGAAAGACAGGACGGCACCUUGAUGGACGACGGCGAAAUCGACUCAUAUUUCUCAAGCAGAUGCGUUGUUGGCAAUGGAUUCAUUCAACAGUGUCCGAUCCCGUCUAGAAAGCAACGCAGAGCCGACAUGCGACGACAAGAAGCAACCCGAUCUCAUAGGCGCACGAGCCUUGGAACGAUGACCUACCGGCCGUCACCCCUCCGGUACUCGAUCUCAGCUGAUGAAAUCGAAUCUCCACCUGUGGAAUCGGACAACGCUGAACAUUCUAUGUCUCUGGAUCCACCAUACAAACAAGACUUGACUUUAUGCCAAACCUUCCAGGGAGAGAACGAGGGCCUGCGCCCUGCUGGGAACGACACACAAAGACGGUUUUACUCUACUCAUGUCCCUUUGGACGAUACACAUAGUGACAAGCAAACCCAUAUCUGGAAGCAUUUAUACAGGAAGACGUGGAAUUACCUGGCCUCGUCUAAGGCAGGAGGCAGGGCUGCACCAAUCGAGUCUCAGGCUGCCAUGGUGAUAAUGCCGUCGGCCACAGUGCAGAAGCGGGCCUCAACAGCGCGGUUCUCUGUUUCCAGGAUCAAAACGUAUCUCCUCUCGGGGAUGAAAACGGCAGUCUGCCUCUUUUUCAAUUCUUGAUGUAGUUUGUAUAGAGUAAUAUCGG
Messenger RNA from Penicilliopsis zonata CBS 506.65, 1170 nucleotides. RefSeq lists its product as hypothetical. The transcript is spliced from 2 exons. Bases 24 to 1145 code for a protein of 373 amino acids. NCBI's taxonomy places the organism in Eukaryota, Fungi, Ascomycota, Eurotiomycetes, Eurotiales, Aspergillaceae. The record is from RefSeq and is a predicted model, not a curated record.